Messenger RNA from Aspergillus eucalypticola CBS 122712, 488 nucleotides. RefSeq names its product YqaE/Pmp3 family membrane protein. The record is from RefSeq and is a predicted model, not a curated record. Gene Ontology annotation, cellular component: membrane. Bases 82 to 291 code for a protein of 69 amino acids. The transcript has a single exon. Lineage: Eukaryota; Fungi; Ascomycota; Eurotiomycetes; Eurotiales; Aspergillaceae.
GGUCACUCUACUAUCCUCGAGACAAGCUCAAUUGCCAUCUCCCCAAGAAACCUCUACCAACACACUACACAAACCGCCAUCAUGCCCGGAAAAGUGUAUGCACUCCCUUGUUACACACUGUCUAUGAGAAUGAUACUAAUCAAAUCUCACAACAGCGGCUGCUGCGAAAUCAUCAUCGCCUUCUUCCUCCCCUUCGUGGGUGUCUUCAUGCGCACCGGAUGCAGCUGUGAUCUCCUCAUCAACAUCUGUCUGUGUAUCCUGGGUUGGGUACCAGGUGUCAUCCACGCCUAGUAUGUGUUGCUGCCCUUUCCUCCCGCCUUACAUUCAACCGAAAACAACAAAAGCUGACGUGUGUCAUAGCUACAUCCUGGCCAACAAAUAAGCACCUCAAUUGACACCGACAUCUGUCUCCUGAUGUGUUGUUGGUCGGCUCGGUAAAAUUCGCAACCCGGGCUAUCUCCAUUACGGGCGCUCUCGGCGUAUCGACG